Oryza brachyantha (malo sina) is the source of this 1431-nucleotide messenger RNA. Its product is annotated as serine carboxypeptidase 1-like. Gene Ontology annotation, cellular component: vacuole. Gene Ontology annotation, biological process: proteolysis. Gene Ontology annotation, molecular function: serine-type carboxypeptidase activity. The transcript has 8 exons. The record is from RefSeq and is a predicted model, not a curated record. The coding region runs from base 1 to 1431 and encodes 476 amino acids. NCBI's taxonomy places the organism in Eukaryota, Viridiplantae, Streptophyta, Magnoliopsida, Poales, Poaceae.
AUGAGCAACGCAUUACCCGUUUUCCUCAUUCUUAUCAUCUGUGUGGCAGCUUUGCACGCAAAUGCAUCGUCGGAAGAGGCUAGAUUCAGAGAGUUAAUGCGAUCCCGGAGGAGCAGCAAUGGCUACGGCGUGCAUGAGCAAGAAGUGUACUCUGUCUCGGACCAGAGCAAUCUGAAGGCUGCCGACAAGAUCGCGGCGCUUCCCGGCCAGCCGGAGGGCGUCAGCUUCAGCCAGUACGGCGGGUACGUCACCGUCGACGAGAAGAACGGCCGCGCGCUCUUCUACUACUUCGUCGAGGCGACGACUGGCGCGGCGGCGAAGCCACUCCUCCUGUGGCUCAAUGGAGGUCCGGGGUGCUCGUCAGUUGGCUAUGGAGCAAUGAUAGAGCUGGGCCCAUUCAGGAUAAACAGCGAUAACAAAACGCUGAGCAGAAAUGAGUUCGCGUGGAAUAAUGUGGCUAAUGUGCUCUUCCUGGAGUCGCCUGCCGGUGUUGGAUUUUCCUACUCCAACACAUCUUCUGACUACGACAGGAGCGGCGACCAAAGGACAGCCGAUGACUCAUACAUCUUCCUGGUGAAUUGGCUUGAGAGAUUCCCCGAGUACAAAGGCCGUGCCUUCUACAUCUCCGGGGAGAGCUACGCAGGACACUAUGCUCCACAGCUUGCUGCGACCAUCCUGAGUCACAACAUAGACAGCAAGAGAAUGAUCAUAAACCUGCAGGGUGUAUUGGUUGGCAACCCUUGCCUUGAUGAGUUCAAGAACCUGAAGGGGCAAAUUGACUACUUGUGGAGCCAUGGGGUGAUAUCGGACGAGGUACUUGCCAACAUUACCAAGAACUGCAAGUUCAGUCCGUCAGACGGUAAACAAUGCUCUGAUGCUAUGAACGCAUAUGACUCUGGUAACACUGAUCCCUACGACAUAUACGGCCCAGUUUGCAUUAACGCACCCGAUGGAAAAUUCUUCCCCAGCCGCUAUGUGCCAGGGUAUGAUCCAUGCAGCAAUUACUACAUCCACGCUUACCUCAACGAUCCUGUGGCACAGAAGGCUGUCCAUGCCAGAACGACAACUUGGUUAGGCUGCAAAAACUUGCAUUGGAAAGAUGCACCGGUGUCCAUGGUACCAACGCUGAAGUGGUUAAUAGAGCACGAACUGCCGGUGUGGCUGUAUAGCGGCGACCUCGAUUCCGUGUGCCCGCUCACCGCCACGAGGUACUCUGUCAGUGACCUCGGCCUCGCCGUCACCGAACCAUGGCGCCCAUGGACAGCAAACAGAGAGGUCGGAGGGUAUGUUCAGCAAUUUGCAGGUGGCCUUGUGUUCAUCUCUGUCAGGGGAGCCGGCCAUCAGGUUCCUUACUUCCAGCCCGAGAAGGCACUCAUCGUCGUCAGCUCCUUCCUGAAAGGAGUGCUCCCGCCCUAUGCCAAGGAGCAGUAA